CAGUCGGAAUUAUUUUAGUGAUGCACGCAAAGGACAGUAGUAAUCAAGGACUGGAGUGUUCAGGUCAGGUUCGCUUCUGUCAGGAGUGGAACAGAGUUAUGUAUGGCAGAGAGCUAAUAGUCCGCCAUGGUAGGGCGCCUACGAACAAUUAAUGGGCCCAUCAUGUCGAAAGAUGAACUUUUUAUGGAAUCGGCGGAACAAUGCAUCACCAAGGAAAGCAAAAGUAGAAGCCGAAUUGGUCUCCUCGUAACGGGGGUGGUCGGAAGCUCCCUUGUGGCUCUCUACGCGGUGGCUACUCCUUUUGUGGCCCCUGCCUUGAGGAAAAUCUGCCUUCCGUUUGUCCCUGCGACCACCACACAGGUAGAGAAUGUCCUCAACGCCCUGCGAGCCAGAUCAGGGAGCCUGGUGGACAUUGGGAGUGGCGACGGGAGGAUCGUGAUAGCGGCAGCAAGACGUGGAUUUCAAGCGUCAGGCUUAGAGUUGAACCCCUGGUUGGUGUGCUAUUCCCGCUACAAGGCCUGGAGAGAGGGCGUGCACCACUCCACCUCCUUUCACAUUUCUGACUUAUGGAAGGUCAGCUUUGCUCAGUACGACAAUGUUGUCAUUUUUGGAGUCCCUCAAAUGAUGGACCAGUUGGAGCUGAAGCUGGAAAAGGAGUUACCGAGCUGCGCCAAGGUGGUCGCCUGUCGAUUCCCCUUCCCCAACUGGGUUCCCGCACGCACAGCAGGGGAGGGUGUAGACACCGUGUGGGUGUAUGACGCCCGGUCAUUUCAAUCGCACAUGCAACUCGGCACCUCGGCCAGGACCACAAGACCAGUCCAGGGUGUACCCCGCCGACCAGUCCAGGGUGUACCCCGCCAUUCGCCCGAAGACAGCUGAGAUAGGCUCCAGCAUACCCGCGACCCUCAUGAAGAUAAGCGGUAGAAAAUGAAUAAAUGAAUGAAUGAAGUAAUUACUGCUAACAGGAAAGCGGAUUUCCUUUGCAAUAUCUUAUUGUUUAAUGCACACACAUGAAUAUCGUGACUAUACUUUGUAUAUACAGUCAUGGAAAAAAUUAUUAGAGCACCCGAAAGAUUACUCUGAACGCUCGCUUUCAGAUUUUUUUUCCAACCCCCGUCUCUUUGUGACGUCACAAUGUGCUGACCGUGAGUGCAAGCUGUAGGCCCAGCCUCCUGCUACACAGCUUUGUUGGCGAUAUCUAUUCUAUAUCUACCAAAGUCUUUUUAAACAUGGGUAGCCCCGCAAAAAAUGUUCAAUGACCACAUUUCCACUCCUUGUGUCGUGUCAAGAUUGUCUACGUUAUCACACGAGUCCAUCCACAGUGAGUCAGGGGUCUCCAGCCAGUAGCUGAUGAGCUACCAGUAGCUCCUAAGCACUUUUCCAGUAGCUCCCCAAAAUCUUUAUUCAUUUAUGAUCAACUCCUAUAUCCACUACAUUAGAAAGUGGGUUUCAGAAGUAGUCCAGAAGACCUUGGGAACACUUGGGAGUGUGACCAAUCGCAGCGAAGUGGGCGUGCCUGGAAAAGCUGUGGAAAAACAGCGGGAACAGGUGAAGAUUGUGGAAGAUCUAGAAAGCUUUGUGUGGGUUAUUGUGUGUAGCUGCUCUAUAGGAGUCCACAACUCAAUAUAAAGGGCCACAAUGAGCAUCAUAGGUCCCUAGAGAAGCAUUCUUAGAGCGCAUAGCACCAUUGUUCCCCUCCAUGUUGUGAUUCACAGCAAAAUAAUAAUUCUACUUUUAUGCUGAAAAAGGUCAAAAGAAUCCUUUACAAAAAAUCCUGGAUCCUGCAGAAGAUGACCCAGAUCACCCCUAAAAUGUAAUCAGUUUUUGCAUGUCCUAUUUCCCACAAUUCCUGAACAGCUCAUCCAGAUCCACGCAGAACUUUUCAAGUUCUUUGAACACAAACAGAUAAAACAUAACCUCUGUGUUGCACUUGGCACAAGUAAUAGUGUAGAUAUAUACUGUAUAGAGCAGGGGUCAGCAACCCACGGUUCCAGAGCCACAUGUGGCUUUUCAGCCUCUUUGUUGUGGCUCCCUUCGUAAUGCUCAAGUAUUUUUUUAACACCUGAAUGGGGAAAAAUAUGCAUCUUUGUUAUGAGUUAAAAUAAAAAUGAGUAAAAAUCUGACUUUCUGUGAGACCCUGAAUGAAUCUUGGCUGAGUUUGUGAUUGGAUGAGCUUGAGGAACGUGGUAAACUAACCAUGAACCCCCCCGCCAACCCCUCAAAAAAAGGAGCAUUGGAGUCUUCUCUGGCUUACAUUUAUGCUUCAUAUGUGGGGAAAAAUGUUCAUGUACUAAUGCUCUGUUAAAUGAAGUUAUGCUAAAAUCUAUUUAUGAGUGUCCUGCUGUUGAAACGACAUUAUGCUAACUCUGUUGGUACAUGUCACUUGAUUCAUAAAACCUCAGGAAUAGCAUUGUUCAUCCACCAGUAGACGGUAACCAUGGCUGGCAUUGAAUGACUUGAAUGGCAGUGAAUGAAUGAUCUUUGCUUUAUAGAUCUUUAGUGGUGGAUUUUAGCUUUUAUAUGCUUUUGAUCCUGGAUUUGAUCCCCUUUUAAAUCAAUUACCAGACCUCAUUCUUCGUGUGAUACACUCUUUAGUAGCCUUUUAAUAUCUUUGACCUGUGAGACAUUUCUAGAGGUGAAUGAACUUAUUGUCAAUAAGAAGCAAGGCAGUGCACUGUAAGGGGAAAAAGCUUUGUCCAUAGGUCGGGACAGGAAGUAAAGGGUGACUGAGACGAGAGCAAACAGACGCAAGGGAAGAUCCGUACAUUUCUGGCUGCCUGCAGUCAAGAAAUAGUGAUAUCUACAAGAGCUUAAUCACGUGAUGAGAUAUGUGUUAUUUGCAACUAGCAUGUGAGAUACUGAAGCUUGGCAAUGGCUGCUGUCUGCUCUGCAAGGGAUCCGAGUUGGAGGUAACAGGAUGUGUGGCUAUUUCCGACCAAUCCAAUUAUCUUUCAGCUAACGGUCUUAACAGUCUGUGUGGCCGAGGAAGGAUUAGCACAAUAUUAACACAUGUCAAUGAAAUCCCUCUAAUGACUUAUCACUGACAUGAUCCGGCUUCUUAUCUGAUCCGGGAUCAUACAGAACAUUUCUAUCAAGUCUGAUUUCAUGGACCGCCAUAGUCAGCUGUCCUUCUCCUAAAGAUGGUUGGUCAUCUUCUUCUUGCUUGAGGCCUUUCAUCUAAAGGGUUCCUCGGUUCCAAAUUUUGGUUGUAGAGAUCCCUCUGGUGGGAUGAUGUUGUAGGCAGUGAAAACGAUGGCUCGUGUACCUGGCUGGCAACAAGUUCUUAGUGGCAUUAUUCCCCAGGAAGGUGACCAUCUUCAGGGGAGAGACGUCAGGUCAUGACCUCCUCCUCCGUUCAAGGAUAGCCUAUCACGUUUGACGUGGAUGGCUUCUUCUCUUGCUGUCCUCAAAGGAAUGUCCCUCCCAGGCAGAUGCUUGGUCUAGCCUUAACAAACUGUGAGAAGAUCAGGAAUGCAUACUGUAGGAAUGUCCGACGUCAGGUGUCACCACACUUUGCCUCCUGUCUUUCCGUUUAGGACAUUUUCUUUUGUAUUUGCUUUUGUAAUAUUUUACCAAAUGCAUAAAUCAUACAAUCUGAUUGGAUCUUGUUCUUUCAUUGAGAUGUCUCUUGUAUUCCAUGUUGGGCAUCUACUGUAAAUAUAAACAAAAUAUAAAGAAACAUUUGAUACAAUUAUAUUUUUACAAUCGAAAUUGGUUUUGCGGGCUGCACGCUGAUCGAGUGGUUAGUGCGCAGACCUCACAGCUAGGAGACCAGAGUUCAAUUCCGCCCUCGGCCAUCUCUGUAUGGAGUUUGCAUGUUCUCCAUGUGCAUGCGUGGGUUUUCUCCGGGUACUCCGGUUUCCUCCCACAUUCCAAAAACAUGCUAGGUUAAUUGGCCACUCCAAAUUGUCCAUAGGUAUGAAUGUGACUGUGAAUGUUUGUCUAUAUGUGCCCUGUGAUUGGCUGGCCACCAGUCCAGGGUGUACCCCGCCUCUCGCCUGAAGACAGCUGGGAUAGGCUCCAGCAACCCCGCGACCCUCGUGAGGAUAGGCGGUAGAAAAUGAAUUAAUUAAUUAAUCUGUUUUGAGUUUGAGAAUUUGUUUGUUUGUUGAGUCCUUUGGGAGCUAAAAUAACCAAAAUAACCAAACCCAAAGAACCGGUUUCCAUCCCUGUGUGUCACUCCUGUGUUUCCCAGAAAUAUCCCACUUUUUCUUGGCCGGGGCAAGGAAUGCUAAAUGUUGACAGGUAUGUAAGUAUAUCAUACCUAUAUCAGGAGAUGAAGAGGCGUGGCUACUCUAUCCUGUAUGCAAAUGAAGUCACAUGGCUGUAAAAUCCACUUGAAGGUGUAGCAUUGGUUUUUGGGUUAGCGUGAUCAUUUCUUCUAUUGCCGCUGAUUACAUGACUUUGGAAGCGAAAGUCUGCUUGCUUUGAAAUAAAAUGUCGUUGUGAGGAAUGUUGCUGCAAAGAUGAAGAAGGAGGGCUGGAGCCACAUAGUAAAUCCGUGGAUUAGCCGUCAGUCUCCUCUGGCUUUCCAAAGGCUGAGUCCAAGAUUCCUCCAUGGGGACUUUGCAAUAUUCCAUCAAGAUUAUUAGGAGCUCCUUUUUCCAGAAGACGGUGACCUGAUGGUGAGCUGACCUGAGGGUCUUCAUGCCAUCUGUCAGCAUUUAAGGACCCAAGCGUGGCUGCGGGGACUCUUCAUCUUGGCUGAUGAGAAAUGGGACGUGUCAUAGCCGGCGUUUGGAGAGACUUCUGCUUUGGACUCUUGAUGGAUGAUUGGCAGAAGGUGCAGUGACGUCAUACUGUGAUGAGCCUCAUCCUCCACAAUGGAUGUGCUCUAGGUCCUGCUGGAGAUGCCCUGGUAUCACACCACAGUGCGAAGGCCUUAGUGGGGGGGAGGGAGGGAUUA
This is a messenger RNA of Doryrhamphus excisus (bluestripe pipefish), 4906 nucleotides long. RefSeq names its product fATP synthase c subunit lysine N-methyltransferase (gene atpsckmt). Gene Ontology annotation, cellular component: mitochondrion. Lineage: Eukaryota; Metazoa; Chordata; Actinopteri; Syngnathiformes; Syngnathidae. Gene Ontology annotation, biological process: regulation of mitochondrial ATP synthesis coupled proton transport; positive regulation of proton-transporting ATP synthase activity, rotational mechanism; peptidyl-lysine trimethylation. The record is from RefSeq and is a predicted model, not a curated record. Gene Ontology annotation, molecular function: protein-lysine N-methyltransferase activity.